Messenger RNA from Pseudopipra pipra, 8152 nucleotides. It is a transcript of the gene MELTF, whose product is annotated as melanotransferrin. Lineage: Eukaryota; Metazoa; Chordata; Aves; Passeriformes; Pipridae. Gene Ontology annotation, cellular component: plasma membrane; extracellular region; early endosome. The transcript is spliced from 14 exons. Gene Ontology annotation, biological process: iron ion transport. The record is from RefSeq and is a predicted model, not a curated record. The coding region runs from base 4849 to 7083 and encodes 744 amino acids.
UACUGCGUUGAAAGCAGGUUUAAACUUGUGAUGCAAUUAUUGCUGGUGUUAUAUGGAAUGCUAAUGAGGCUUGCAGGAAGUCUAAGCUGUGGGUGCACAGCCCAAAAUAGUUUGUUUUGCAAGAUUUGGGAAGUUAGGUGGGCUGUCUUUCUGAGACUUCCUGUCUAUGAAAGUGCAGGGUGUACUGGAUUGAUGCAGCUUUUGAUGAAUAAUGUCAUAAAUUUUUAAGGGAGCUAAACAUGUACUGUAGUCUCCCUCUUCGAAAGGGACUAUUUGAGAUGUCUAGUGAGACAUCUGAAAAGACCUACUCUAAAAAAGUAGAAAUAUAUAAAUCUCUGGUAUCAAAUCUGCAAAUGCAUCUGACAUCUCUAUAUUGUGUACACUUUUUUUUACCUCAUUUUUUAACCCCUCAGAAAGAGUCCCAUUCAGCUGAGUAGAUCUGUGAGGAAUUGCUCUUUCACAUAUUGGAGUGUCUGAGUAACUUUCACAGAGCUUUACCCCAGGCACUUGUCAUACACUGGCCAGGUAUCACCAAAUACUCCACAGUCCACAGUAAUUUCCUUGCACAGUUGUCAUGCUGGAGUCAUGUGAAAACAAGUCUUUGAUCAAGAAAAUCUAAACGGCUCUGGUGUGUUUUCUUUGCAUUUUUGGUUUUGUUUGUUUCUGAUCUUGUUCUUGAGCCCUGUCAGAAAAGUUGAUUCUGACAGCCCUCAUGCUCCUAGUUGUCUGGUUUUAUCUUGUAAUUGUUGGGAUUUUGCAUUAUUUAGUGUUUCUCUGGCUCUCAUCUUUCCAGUAUCAGGUGGAUACGUAUUUGAUUCUUGGGUACACUUUCUGCAUUUUAAAGAUACAUUUUACAAUAUCUACACUUCUCUUAAGCCUUCCACAACUAGAAUAAUUGGGAAAUCCAAAUGGCAUCGUACUGAUGCAUUACCACCCUUCUCCUGGCCCAGUGAAGGCACCAUGAGUUUUCUUCCUGCCUGCUAACCCAGCUGGUUGUAAUUGCUGUACAGACAUGCCUGAUGAAGUAUUUGUUACUCUCUAUUAAUAUUGUAAGUUAUACUAAUUAUUUCCUCAUGAGCAUUUUUUCUAAAUUGUGCUGAAAAUUAGGUUAAGAAAUUUAAUAUCUCCUUAAAGCACAGCUAUUCAUAGAGUUAAGAAUAAAAUAGGAAAAUUAUUGAAAUUCUCAUGAAUUGUGCUUGUGUGAUUGUUUAGAGGGGGCUACAUUCAGAAUAGGGCACCUACCUUCUGAACCUUUCCUGUAGAGGAUCAGAAGAACCACAGGAGAGCCCUGCUACCAAAUUCAUGCCUUAUUAAUCCAGCCCUUGCAGUCUUAAGCAACUGGUGCUGGGACUGUGCAUCAGUCUUGUCAUCUGUAUACAAAUGUAAGCCCCACUGCAAGCAUCACGGAGGGCUUCAGAUGUUAAUCUGUGGGAAGGAUGCGAGUAAUGCAUCCUUUAAGAAAUUUGGAAGGGCUCCAGUUUAGCAUUUUCGACAACACAGGGAUGAUUAAUUCCAGAGGCAGCCAUAAGGUUUUAUUUGGGAAGGAGAUCUGGAGGGAUCAUUAUGUUUGUUUUUUUUUUAAGUUCUUAACUUGAAAUAGCAAUUAAUUGACUCAGCUGUUGUCCUACAGUUGCUAGUAAGUGUUAAAGCAUCCUGGCCAAAUUGCAGUCAGAUAGCUGAGUAACUAACUGCUGGAGGCAUCCAUGCCACACUCCUGGCUGUACAGGCUGUGUGGGAUGCACAAAGCUCUCGGUGUGUGUGAGGAGUCAUGGCAGGACACAGCCAUUCUGUUGCUGAGUGCUGAGCUGAGCAGUGGCAGUCAGCAGAGCAAAGCAGCACUCAAUGGCUUUUAUCUAAACCAAGUGUGUUACAGGCAGCUGCAGUUCAUUGACUAAUGAGACAUGAAGAAAAGGGCAGCACAAACGAGUGUUGCUCUGUGAAAGCUAUGCUAAAAUUCACAGCAGCUUUUAACAGAGCUAUUGUCAGCAAAGUUUUUACUUUUUCUGGGCCUUCUCUAAAACCUUUAAAAAAAUCAGAAUACUUCAGCUAUUUUAUAGCACUUGCUAUUAAGUUUCAGGAAAUAUGCACUUAGCAUGUGCUGUACCACCUGUAGAGUGUAUGGGCUUUGCUGUUGUAAAAGCCUGGGUUUCUGGUUAUAGCUUUAUGAAAUGACAGUGCUGAGAAUGCGGCACAAAGUGACCAUCCUCUCAGUCAGAUAAAGUGCUUACCUUGAAUCUCCUCCUGCUUCCUGAGCCCCAUGAGUAGGGAAUACACAAAACUCAAAGUGAGGAUUUGGUUCCACAGCCCUGCCUCACCCCUGUGUGCAGGAGUGUGGCUGUUUAUCAAAGUCCGUGGGUGGUGCCAAAGCAGUAACAACCUCAUUGGUGCCUUCGAUAUUUUGCAAUUUGCAGGUCUGAUUUUUUUUUUUUUUUUUUUUUUUGCUAGUGUAGAGACAGUGUGAGGAGAGCAUGCUUUUUUUUCCAGUAGUCAUUACGAGGUGACGUGUACCAAGGUAAGCAGGAUAAAUUACUGAACAAAGUGCAUCUGCAAUUGAAUGCUGCUGAUUUUCACCUAAGACCAGGCUGGAGAGAGCACACUUGCAGAAGCCUUGAUCUCUUGGGGUUCUGAAGGCUGGAAAAAUCACAGAUCCCAAAAUUUUCACCAUGAAGAGCUCCAGAAAUGUAUUCUAUCUUCUCUUCUUUCAUGCUGGUAAGUGUCCUUCAAAAACUUUGGUUGUAGCAUGAUGUCUCGGGUUCACCUCUGUGUGAUGUGAGAGAGCAGAAAGAAACUAGAACCACUUCAGAACCAAUCUCAUAUGGCCAGGAAAAUAAAUAGAGGGAAAUAAUAGAAAAGGAGUAGAAAAGAUACCAUUGACUCAUUGGUAUAAAAUGUUGUAUUCCCUAAGCACUGAAUCUACUUCUUCUGGUGCAGUAGUGUCUGUUUCUCACAACAGUAAGAAACUUACUUUGUAAAAAUAGAAAUAAUUGCUUUAUUUCACUUAUGCUCUAUGCAACAUGUUGGCUUUCUCCUGUCACUCCCAAAUUCUAAUGGUGAAUGCUUUUAAAUUCAGAGAGGCAAAAUUGUGAAUAAACUUGGGUUCAGAGACUGACCUGCUGUUUUAUGAUAGGAAGAGAGGCUAACUGCAGGCCUUGUCUGCACUCAAGCCCACUGCAGCUGGGUUAACUUGUAAAUAAGGAGCCAGGACAUUGCCCAGAUCUGGCUUUCCUGUAACAACAAAGGUCAGCAGUUUGGAAAGGGACAAAUAAUUACCUGUUUUUGAUGAGUGAGGAAAAAAAAUCAACAGAUUAAUACUGUUUCACUAUUUUGGCUGAAACACAGAGCCAAAUGAGCUUUAUUUCAUGUUUCAGGUGUGUAUGGCUAAUGAUUUCUUCACAGAGUUCAUGCUUCACCUCCUGUGUGUGUAUAUCUAAAACCAGAAUGCUGAGGCUGAAGAAUGGCACUUGGCAGAUUUUACAUACUGAGAUGCUGACACCCCAAUUUAAUUUCUGUUGGCUUGUGUUUAUGAAAAGAAAACCCAAACCCCUUUAUCAAUGAAAACUGGGGUUCUUCUUUCAGCCCCAAAGAAUUAAUGGUGAAAAUUUCACUCAGGCAGAUGAGGUACAGAUUAAGUUUCUGUGAGGUGUGUUUUUAUGAUGACCCUGAAGUGCCUUUCUUCUGACCAUCUCUUGUUUCUCAGAACUCCUGCAACUCAGAGGUGGGUAAUUGUUUCUCCCUCUACUAGCACAUGCUGCCACUAAAACUUCUUGUAAGUUUUCCAAGUCUGACUUAAUGUUUGUUGACAGCAGUUGAAUUGGCUCCCUGUUGCAGCAGAACAACAAGCCAAAACCGCUGUUUCAGUGUCGGGUUUUUUGGCAUCAACAAUCUUGUUUAGUCUGCAGCCACCCAGUCAGAGAACGUGUGUGGGAGCACUGUCGAGCACUAGUGGAGUAACUUUUAACUUGCAGAGUUGGAUGUGGCAUCUCAGCUGCAUGACACUGGUGGGAAGUAGAGGGCCAGUUAGAGGUCUUAGAAAACCACGUGACAAACAGCUUGCAGCAGACUCCAGCUUAAAAAUCGAUAUCGUAGAAAAGCAGUAGAAUGUUGUGCCCCACUUACAGAAACAAUCUGUGCCUGUUUGUCAGCAUAAGCCAUCCUCGCGUUUGCAGCCACACCGUUGGUGUUGGUGACAUCUCCUUACAAGAGCAACCAAGUGUUUGUAGCUUUGACACAUAGGAGGGUGGUGUUUGGGCCUGCUGAAAGGCACCUUUCUUCACUGAUUAAUGGAAAUCUCCACUACUAAACUUGAGUCUUUUCAUUCAUGGCACCACCCUCCCCUUUUCAUGGCUGUGGUUAUGGUCUCUUAUGAAAGAGUGUUUUGAAGGGACAAGUUUACUUUUUUAGUUUUCAUAAUAAGCCUAGUGGCAAGGCUCUUGAGCACUCAAGGUUGCUUUCCUAAUUCAGACCAAAAAGGGCUGGGGCAGGACUCCAGGUACUAACCAGCAAUAAUUGAGACAAAGUUAUCUUUAGGCAGUCUCUUUGGUUUUGUAGUGUAUAAUUUUAAAUGCUUCUGACAGGAGAAAAGAUUAUGUGUUCUGCAAAGUUUUAAGAACAGUCUAGACGCCCUGACCUAUUCCAUGGUAUCUGUAUUUCCUAUGUCAGAAACAAAUGCCAUUGGGUUUCAGUAUCUGAGUCUGACCCUGUCUUGUAUUCAGUCAAAAAAACCUUCAGUAUUCAUGGUAAGCGAAAUGAAAGUGGGAAUAAUCUCUAAAGACCCAUUGCUAAAAGAGCCCUGACUUUUUUCUGUUAGGGAGAAGCAGAAUGAAAGGCUGGCUCUUUGGGAGCCAUUAAAUGGUAAGCUCUGUUUUGAAGGCGCUGAUGUGUUUUAUAAUAUUUUCUCUUGGUGUUGUGUUUGCAGUUCUCGGCCUGGAACAUAUCCGGUGGUGCACUGUCUCUGAGCAAGAACUUUCCAAGUGUAAUGACAUGAGUAAGGCCUUUGGUGAGGCUGGAAUCCUCCCCACUCUGCAGUGCACAGCAGGGGGGUCAGCUGCCAACUGCACCCAGAUGAUCAAGGAUGAUUUGGCAGAUGCAGUGACACUGGACGGCCACUCGAUUUACCAGGCUGGAAAGGAGAAUGGUCUGAAACCAGUGGUUGGGGAAGUAUAUGACCAAGAGAUUGGAACUUCCUAUUAUGCUGUGGCUGUGGUAAAGAAGAGCUCCAACAUAACCAUCAACAGCCUGAAGGGUGUGCGUUCCUGUCACACAGGGAUCAACAGAACUGCAGGCUGGGAUGUGCCAGUGGGUUAUCUGACUGACAGUGGGCGCCUGGCAGCAAUGGGAUGUGACCUUCCAAAAGCUGUAAGUGAAUAUUUCAAUGCAAGCUGUGUUCCUGGAGCAAAUGGUGUGAACUAUCCCAAAUCCCUUUGUGAGCUCUGCAUAGGGAAUUCGGCUGGAGAGCACAAAUGUGAACGAAAUUCCCAAGAGCAAUACUAUGACUACAGUGGGGCUUUCAGGUGUUUGGCUGAAGGUCCUGGAGAGGUUGCUUUUGUGAAGCACAGCACAGUGCCUGAAAAUACAGAUGGAAGAAGUUCUUUCUUGUGGGCCCAGCGGCUUCGCUCCCGGAACUUCCAGCUCCUGUGUCGCGAUGGCAGCAGAGCUGAAGUGUCAGAGUGGAGAACCUGCCACCUGGCCCGAGUCCCAGCUCGCGCCGUGGUUGUGCGGCCUGACACAGAUGGAACAGUUGUCUUCCAUCUCCUAAACCAGGGACAACAAAGAUUUAAUGGGGUGGGUGCCAAGUUUCAGAUGUUUGACUCUGCAGCCUACGGUGCCCAAAAUCUUCUGUUCCGAGACUCCACGACAGAGCUCGUUGCAAUCACAGCUCAGAAUUAUCAAGCAUGGCUGGGUGAUGAGUACCUUCAUGCCAUGCAAGCUCUGAGCUGCGACCCCAACACCUUGCCAGAAAGCCUGAAUUGGUGUGUUGUAUCCACUGAGGAGAUUUGGAAGUGUGGUGAAAUGGCUGUUGCCUUUAGGAAAAAGAAUUUGAAACCAGAAAUUCAGUGUAUUUCAGCCAAGACAAAGGAAGAGUGCAUGGAGAUGAUCCAGAAAAAGGAAAGUGAUGCCGUAGUUCUGGGUGGAGCUGAUAUUUACACAGCUGGGAAGACAUAUGGCCUUGUACCAGCUGCUGGAGAAAGUUACUCUGCUAAUGACAGCAGCAAUGCAUACUAUGCUGUGGUGUUAGUGAAACGAAAUCUGUCCAAUGCAUUCACCAUCAGUGACCUGAAAGGGAAGAAAUCCUGCCACACAGGACUGGGGAGAAAUGCUGGAUGGAAUAUUCCUAUUGGCAUACUAAUUAAGAGGGGGAUUAUUAAGCCCAGAGACUGUAAUAUUCCUCAAGCUGUGAGUGAGUUUUUUUCUGCCAGCUGUGUGCCUUCAGCUGAGCAGGACAAUUACCCAUCAAAACUCUGUCAACUCUGUAUUGGGGACGAGAGUGGAAACAAUAAAUGCAGUGCAAGUAGCCAAGAACGUUAUUACAGCUACAGUGGAGCCUUCAGGUGCCUGGCAGAGGACUCUGGGGAUGUGGCCUUUGUGAAGCACUCGACAGUGUUUGAGAACACAGAUGGUAAUAACACUGAUAGUUGGGCCCAAAACUUAAAGUCCAGUGAUUUCCAGUUACUGUGUCCAAAUGGUGCCCGUGCUGAAGUCACUCAGUUUGCUGACUGUCACCUGGCUCAGGUGCCAGCUCAAGCCAUUAUGGUUCACCCAGAUAUCAACGUUUUUGCUCUGUAUGGACUACUGGACAAAGCCCAGGUCUACUUUGGAAAUAGCAGCAAUGGAAAUGGAUUCAAAAUGUUUGAUUCUUCAACUUUUCAAGGAAAAAACUUGAUCUUUAAGGAUUCAGCUGUUGAGAUUGUGCCAUUACAAGAGAAGAGAACAUACACAGAAUGGCUGGGGAGUGAAUAUGUUGAGUCCCUCGAAGGGAUGCAAACACCACAGUGCUCUGGGGCAGGCAAUAAGAUAACACAGUACUCCUUUGUGGCUGCAGUCAUUCCCCUUCUUGUUUUGUGUCAGAUACAAGGCUUGGACUAGGACGGUUCAAAUGGCAACUUCCAGGCCACCUCUGCCCGACCACCUUCUCUUCAGAAAAGCUGUUUGGAUAAUGUGCUGUGCUAACAUUUGAAUGCCUCUUCCUGCCUCUUGCAGGGCAAGUGCCAACAGCACCUGCUCAUCAGGAGAGUGGGAUGGGGCUGGAAGCUGCCCCAUCUGUGUGGAUGGGGUGGAAUUUGUGGCAGAAGCCAGCAAUACAGUAUCAACAUGGUUUACAAGAUCAGUCCAAACCUGGAGCAUCUCUGCCAUCGUUGCUGAUGUUGAACCAUUCAGGAUUUCCAAGUAUUGUUAGAUGGAUACUGGGUUUCUGACCUGUAGAAGAAUUUCUGCAUGUUGGAAGGCAGUAUCAAAAACCUUGUCUAGUGAAUCCUCUCUGGUUUCCUGGCUGGUUAAGUUCAGACUGCACAUCCCUGCUUAACCCAUCCUAUCCAGUGCCUCCUGAGCUCUGCUGCCAUAGAGGUAAGUGCACAGAGGAUGGACAGGCUGUGGACAGAGACCAGUUUAGAAAACAGCUGAACAGCUGUGGACAAAGUCUUCCACCCUCCAGUAGAAGGAAGUAGGGGAAAUUUCCAAAGACACUGGACAAAAAAGAAGCCCAGAGAGACUUGGAGGGGACUACCUGUUGACAGAGAAAAGGACAAAUCCAUAUGUGAGCAUCCACUGAGCUUGUUGACUUUACCAUACCCAGUACUCACAAGAUAUCCUGUGAUCUUUAAUCUGAUGCAGUCUCCAUCAAGAACCUUGUGGUUCUCCUCCUUCCACACAGGGCUCUCCUGAGUGCCUGUGCAUGAAACUUGUAUUUGCUGUAGGUGAAACAAAAGUACUUCACUUAUGAGUAACCAUUUCUGUUUCUACUGGCUGUAGAAUGUGGAUUUUAUUUUUAUCCAUAGCUGCACUAACCAUGAAUGUUGCUGUGCUGCUGGCAGGCACUGUCUUCCUACCUGCCUCAUGAUCCUGGGAUGAACAGACAUUCAGUGUAAAAACAGAUAAUAAUCAUGUAAAUAAGUGAAAAUAACAAAUAAAUAUGAGAAGUAAUUACACUUUAACCAAA